Messenger RNA from Ceratotherium simum simum (southern white rhinoceros), 2985 nucleotides. Lineage: Eukaryota; Metazoa; Chordata; Mammalia; Perissodactyla; Rhinocerotidae. The record is from RefSeq and is a predicted model, not a curated record.
GAAUUUAUUCCCCUGUCUCUUCUUUAUCCCCUCUAGGGAAUGAAAGCUACUGGUUGAUUACAAAUCCCUCAGCUUCACAAGUUUGGAGACAUCCCAGAAUCAGGCACAAUGUCAACAGCAGGGGUUGCUGCUCAGGAGAUUCGAGUCCCAUUAAAACCUGGGUUUCUGCAUGAUGGCCAAGCCAUGGGGAAAAUGAAGACCUGCUGGGGCACCCGCAGCGAGUUUGAAAGUAACUUUUUAAAUAUUGACCCAAUAACCAUGGCCUACAGUCUGAACUCCACUGCUCAGGAGCACCUGACAUCUCUCGGACACACUUCAAAAUCUGCUCCGAUGAAUGGCAACCACUUUGCAAAAAAUUGUCCCUCUCAGAAGUCCAGCUUGCCCCCUCUUAUUAUUCCCCCAAGUGAAAACUUGGGACAACACGAAGAGGAUCAAGUUGUAUGUGGUUUUAAGAAACUCUCAGUGAAUGGGGUUUGUGCUUCUACUCCUCCACUCACACCCAUAAAAAACUCACCUGCCCUUUUCCCCUGUGCAGCUCUCUGUGAACGGGGCUCUAGGCCCCUUCCACCACUGCCGAUCUCUGAAGACCUCUCUCUGGAUGAGACAGACUGUGAGGUCGAAUUCCUGACUAGCUCAGAUACAGACUUCCUUUUAGAAGACUGUACACUUUCUGACUUCAAAUACGACCUUCCUGGCCGGCGAAGCUUCCGUGGGUGUGGACAGAUCAACUAUGCGUAUUUUGAUACCCCAGCUGUUUCUGCAGCAGAUCUCAACCAGGCACCUGACCAGAAUGGAGAUGUGCAAACUUCAGAUCCUCCUCCUCCUCAGACCCACCGAAGGUUAAGGAGGUCGCAUUCAGGACCAGCUGGAUCCUUUAACAAGCCAGCCAUAAGGAUAUCCAGCUACACACAGAGAGCUUCUCCGAACUCCGAUGAAGACAAACCUGAGGUUCCCCCCAGGGUCCCCAUACCUCCUAGGCCAGUGAAGCCAGAUUAUAGAAGAUGGUCAGCAGAGGUUACUUCUAGCACCUACAGUGAUGAAGACAGGCCUCCCAAAGUACCACCAAGAGAACCUUUAUCACGGAGUAACUCCCGCACACCAAGUCCUAAAAGCCUUCCGUCUUACCUCAAUGGGGUCAUGCCCCCUACCCAGAGCUUUGCCCCUGAUCCUAAGUAUGUCAGCAGCAAAGCUCUGCAAAGACAGCACAGUGAAGGGUCUGCCAAUAAAAUUCCUUGCAUUCUGCCCAUUAUUGAAAAUGGGAAGAAGGUUAGUUCAACACAUUAUUACCUACUGCCUGAGAGGCCACCGUACCUGGACAAAUAUGAAAAAUUUUUUAGGGAAGCAGAAGAAACACAUGCAAGCACCCAAAUCCAGCCAUUGUCUGCUGACUGCAGUUUAGUGUCAGCCACGGAAAAGCUGGACUCACAAACAAAAAUGGAUCUAGGUGGGCAUGUGAAGCGUACACAUUUAUCCUACGUGGUUUCUCCUUAGACUCUGGGAUCAUGGUUCAGCAGAGGUUCCGUAAGAGCAGUUGGUUCUCAAGCAGUUUUCCAGCUGGAUGGAGGUUCACAGGAGAAUGCUUCAGGUUGCAGAAUGAAGUAGUUGAACUCUGUCUUAAAGAGAAAGGUUUAGAGCAGUUGUGAGGUGCUGCUGUGCUGAGGAUCCCUGAUUUCGUUAGCGUUGGAGAAAAGUCUUUCCAAGUCUAUAAUUUAAAGAUGUGAUGGUGGGGAGGGAAGGAGGGGAAACUUUUAUAUAUGCAGACAUUAUAUACCUAUAUAUAAACUUGUGGUAUAACCAUAGACCAUAGUUGCAGGUUAACCAAUUAGUUACUAUCUUAGAGUAAUAUAUAUUCAACUUAAUAUCCAACUCAAGUUGGAGAAUGACUCCUGAUAGACUGAAAAUUGAACAAAUGGAAGAAAACACAGUAUUGUUUGGAUCAGAAUCAUAAAAACAAAAUAUUUUUGCUUAGUAAGGUUGAAGAUUUCUGGCUCUUAGGCCUGUUUUGUUGCAUUUAUUUUUGCAAUCAGUCUUUUCCAGUGAGGGCAGGCUGUGCAUCCUCACCAUGACUCUACCUACCCAGUGUAAAACUCGUCCCAAGACCUAAAUACUUCCAGGUUUUGCUUUCUGUGUUGUCGAGGGGAGGGAUAGCAAUUUAUUUGGCAACUGUAUUUUCACCUGUACGUGUCUCCCAUCUCGAAAAAGGAGAAGAUAGUAGAAUUAGUAAGCAAUUUUUCCUUACAAUCCUUGCUUUGUUCCACCCACUAAAAUGGCCCAUUGUAGUAUGUGCCUUACAGAAACAGUGGGACACAUUAGAAUCACAUGGAAAAGCAGACUAUUUGCCAGUGUUUAGGAUGUCAGUUUUAAGCAAUAAUGAAACAAUUAGCUAUGUGAUUGAGAGUUACUGUGUGGGGAUGUGUGUUGUGUUUUUUGUUUUUGUUUUUUUUAGACUGUAUUAAUAAACAAAUACAACACAAGCUGGCCUUGUGUUGCUGGUUCCUAUUCAGUAUUUCCUGGGGGUUGUUUGCUUUUUAAGUAAAACACUUCUGACCAGUAGCGCAGUAUGUCUUAAUACUAGAGGUCACGUCGGCAUCUUUCUGCUUGUACAACUCUCACAGCUGGCUGCUUCCCCUAGCUUCCAUGAGACACACAGCUGGUGUUCAUAGUUUCACAUGCUUCGAUGUAUUUAUCUUGUAGAGAUAAGCACAGAAGAGAAGGUGCUCACUAACAGAGGUACAUUUCUACAAUGUUCUCUUAAUUAAACAAGCUGUUUACAGUUUAAACUGCUGAAUGAUAUUAUUUGAGCUAUUUAAAGCUUAUAUUUUAGUAUGAACUAAAUGAAGGUUAAAACAUGCUUUAGAAAAAUGCACUGAUUUCUGCAUUAUGUGUACAGUAUUGGACAAAGGAUUCUAUUCAUUUUGUUGCGUUAUUUUGAAUAUUGUCUUUUCAUUUUAAUAAAGUUAUAAUACUUAUUUAUGACACCGUUAA